This is a messenger RNA of Leucoraja erinaceus (little skate), 705 nucleotides long. It is a transcript of the gene pdzk1ip1, whose product is annotated as PDZK1 interacting protein 1. The coding region runs from base 47 to 577 and encodes 176 amino acids. The transcript has 4 exons. The record is from RefSeq and is a predicted model, not a curated record. Lineage: Eukaryota; Metazoa; Chordata; Chondrichthyes; Rajiformes; Rajidae.
CGAAAACAAAUUGUGAUAGUAAUGAGAAACAGUUCAACUUUACGUAAUGAUUUUUUUUAAAGAAUUCUUGCAAGGCUGUCACGGGCGAGGAGGCGUGGUAGACAGGCACUGGAUCCGAGGUGCCCGAGUCUCAGGCACUCUCCAACUCGGCAGCCAGAGGUCUACUGGAAGUUGGGAGUGUAGGCGCAGCCCAUCAUGUUACACCACCUGCAGCUUUACUGUGUGUUUUUCGCAUUGGUCUCCGUACAGGCUCAGAAUGGUAAGUAAACUUGAAACUAAAGAGCAGCCUCGGAGAGGGUUGCAACCCUGGCUUACAGGGAUAAUCGCAGUGGUUGUGUUCCUAUGCCUAUGCUUCAUUGGAUUUAUAGUGAAUAAGAUCUGGUGCACAGAUCCUGAGGUGAGUAAUCACCUGGAAUCGCCAGCACCAGAAGCUGAUUAUGCAAACACUAAUGGAACCCAGAUUACAGAAACUCUGACUUUAAAAGAUGUGAGAUCAAGUGAACAUCCAGGUGCCUAUGAAAAUAUAUACGAAAUCCCCUAUGAUGAAUCACCAAAGAUAACUAUAACUGCAAUGUAACACGGUUUAUGAAAUCAUAUUUUUCAACAGAUCUGUUAAUUUCUGUUGAGUUAAUUUCAUAUGAUCCACUGAUGUACAGCACAUUUUCUUCUUUUGUUUUGAAUAGAACAAAAUAUAUUAUAGAGAAA